AUGCUAGCUGAGGAAGUUAAUGAUUGGUGGAUCAACACUCGUCAGGUGUUGGAUAAUGUAGCUGAAGUUAUGGCUUGGUAUGUGUUCAGCAGGGAAUUUAUGAGAAAAUACUUUCUUGAGGAUGUUCGUGGGAAGAAGGAGAUCGAGUUUCUGGAGCUGAAGCAUGGUAACUUGUUGGUUAUUGAGUAUGCUGCCAGAUUUGUGGAACUUGCUAAGUUAUACCCUUAUUACAGUGAGGCGACUGCUGAGUUCUUAAAGUGUAUCAAAUUCAAGAAAGGUUUGCGUCCUGAGAUUAAGCAGGAGAUUGGAUACCUACAGAUCAGUAGGUUUCCAAAGUUGGUGAACAACUGUAGAAUUUACAAGGAUGAUAGUGAGGCUCGGUCGGCUCCCUACAAUGGGCUGAGCGAGAGAAGAGGGAAACAUAAUCUGAACCGUGGGAAGCCAUAUAGUGCUCCAGCUGAUAAAGGUAAACAAAGAGAUGCUUAUGGUAAGAGGCCAAGUGGGGGAGGUGUUUCUACUCCUCUUAAGUGUUAUAGGUGCAGUGAGUUGGGUCAUCGUGUCAGUGAAUGUAAGAGUGAUGUGAAGAAGUGUUACAAGUGUGGGAAGUCAGGAUAUUUGGUUGCUGGUUGCAAAGAGAAUAUGGUGACUUGCUACAACUGUGGUGAACCAAGACAUAUAAGCACUCAUUGA
Molecule: messenger RNA, 690 nt
Organism: Lathyrus oleraceus (garden pea)
Lineage: Eukaryota; Viridiplantae; Streptophyta; Magnoliopsida; Fabales; Fabaceae
Exons: 1
Coding region: 1-690 (229 amino acids)
Molecular function (GO): zinc ion binding; nucleic acid binding
Source: RefSeq, a predicted model, not a curated record